GGCAGACAAAUAUUAUAGACUUGUUUGCUUUGUGGUAGACAUAUGUGCUGACGUUUUAAGGAAAUAUUUUGUAAAACUUGCCAAAACUGAUGCUGGGAACACUUAUACAUCAGUCGAUGCAUAUCUAUCUCACAGAAAGCAGGAUGUGAUGCAAUUAUUCAAUAACAAAAAGCUUAGGAGAGAUCAGUAUGAUUUAUUGUAUCCUGUUAACGGUACCGCUGAUGAAAAUCAAUGGGACGUAUCAAUACUUGUACUAUUGAUAUCAGAACUUUUUGUCACACGUCUGCAGCCACUCGUAAUCGUCGCUUUGAAAACAGAAAUUCGAGGGAUUCGGAAUGAGUUGCAACAUCACCCAACUACUGGCAACAUUUCAGAUGAUGACUUUGAUAUUUAUUGGGGACGAUUGGACGAUUCUAUUAGGCUAAUAGCAAAGAAUGUGCUUGAUCCAAAUGAUGAAGCAUCCUUACUAGCGAAAAUAAAACAGGUAAAAUGUAAUCAUCUACCAAAUCUCGGUGAUUGUUUACGUAUUUGGCAUGAAGAAACCUCUAAGCAGUUGUUAAACAUUAUGAAUGAAGUGCAAGCGAAUGCCGAAGAAACAACUUCCAUUCUCAGACAAGUGACGGCCCAGAAACCAGGACCUUUGGGGGACAAAAAUAAAAGAAUCAAAGUUGCUGAUGAUAUUCUGGCACGGCUUCAAGCGGGGUUUGAGUCAACGAUGAAAGAACUAUCAGACGAAUUCAAUCCGCCAAAUGAAAUGACAGAAAUUCGAUCUAAACUAAGAGAUUGCCAUCAUGUGGUUGUAACCGGAUGCAACAAUAGCCGUUACUUUGAGACCGCUCUUGCAGCAGUAAAGGGGAUGGACUAUAAUCACAAACGAAGCGUAGAAAUGCACACUUCGUCUGAUUGGAGACACAUUGACCCUGAAGAUGUAGACUUGGUUUUAUGUAGAGAUCCUUUUGGAAGAAUUUCUUAUGAUGAAAGCAAAGCUAAAGCCAUGGAUGAUAUAUUUAAAAGCAUGAUGCAUUCAACAAAGAGAGAUAAUGGCGAUAAAGCCCUGGAUAUUGUCAUAGUUAGUGACCUGAAGAUAUUGGAAGAGUGCAAAAUGCACCAUGACCAUGAACUCUUAGACGAAAUGGUGAAGGUGUUUACUGAUACAAGUUCAACACAACCGGCUGAUCUUACAAUAGGAUGUACAAGUCAGAGUCAGUCGCCUUCCUUGCCAUUACUGAAGAAUUUAAAAGUGAUGACUAGCAACUUUCUCAAGACAUAUCAGAUAUCUUGCGGUCAGGUGAAUUCAGACGUACUUAGAAAAGCAAAGGAUAAGAUCAAGGCACAUAAGGCAAUAGUUCUAUCAGGUCCUAAAAACUGUGAAAAAACUUCAGUUGCUGUUGCAUUAACGUCUGCGUAUGAAUCAUCCCAAUGUUUACUUCUCAAGAAACCUAACGAUGUCAAUUACAUUGACUUUGCAAACAUCUGCUUGGUUAUCAUUGACGAGUUUGCAGGAAAAUAUCGUUACGAAGAGAAUGAUGUGUACGAAUGGUACAACAUGUUUGACCACCUGUACAAUGCCGUUAUAGCAGGACAGAUGAACGUGAUAAUAACGUGUGAAAAGGGUAAACUAGACAAAUGUAUCAACGAAAUUGGACGGCAUGCUAUUCUUGACCACGUGGUGGAUGUACCUUUACAAACAAUUGUCGUUAAAUCAGAGGUUACUGAACGACUAGAAUAUGGACAUGUGUCUGGACAGUUAGUCACUACAGAUCUUUCUAUAGGCCCCAUAUCAAAUAUCACACAGUCUAAGAACUACACACCACAAUUGACAGUGGUACCGUCACAAUUGCCAAACUUGCUGUCAAGUCAUAACACGAUGAUUCCGGUUUCAACAGGGAAUACUUCACUUCAAGGUACACCACAAACAGAAGGACUAGAAUAUGGCCAUGUGUUUGGACAGUCACUCAAUACAAAUCAUUCUAUAGGCACAAUAUCAAAUACUACACAGUCUUAUAACUACGCACCACCAUUGCCAGUGGUACCGUCACAAGGGCCAAUCUUGCUUCCGAUUUCUACAGAAAAUACGUCACUUCUAGGUAGAGCACAAAGGGAAGGAAUACAAAAUUCGAUGCAGUUGAAAAGAGGAUUACAAAGUGAUUUACUGACCGAGACAAUUGAUUUGAGUGUAAAGAGAUCGAGGUCAAUGUCGUCAGAUGUAUGGUCAGUCGAAGAGAAAAGUGAAAUUAAAAUCAGUACCAAUGAUGAUAGUCAGGAAUGUUUCAUUAACGGAAGUUGUAUACUACCUUCAGGAGAAAUUCUGCUUGCAGAUAACAAUAAUAAUAACUUGAAGAAACUUGAUAACAUGUAUAAUGUAAAGUGUGUGUGUGAUCUUCCUGGUGAACCACUUGAUGUUUGCUAUGUCGGGGAUAAUGUAGCUGUUGUAUCACUGUUGGGGGACAAACUUCAGUUUGUUAAUACAAAACGUAGUAUGACACUGAGUAGAUCCAUUUAUACAGAUCAUAGGUGUAGUGGUCUGACUUGUCAUGGUGAUCAGAUGUAUGUUAGAGACUCUUAUGGUUCUGUUUAUAGUUAUAGUACAGAUGGUAUAAAGCAGCAGAUGAUUUAUUCAUCUACAAAUGGUAUAUCUGCAGGUAACAAUAUUACUGUGAGUAAUGAUGGAAGUAAGUUAUACCUACCAUAUCAUAAUAAGCUUGUUACCAUUGACAACAAUGGAAACCAUUUGUUUACAUUAAACAAUCUAGACAUACAAAGCUUAUGUGGAGUUUGUGUAGAUGAUCAAGGGUAUGUUUUUGUAAAUUGUACGAAUGGGAAUUUUUUACAAAUGAGUGAAGAUGGUAGAACUUUUCUUCAAUUCAUAACAAAGGUAUCUGACAUGACAUAUGCAUUUAUUUCUACAGUAACAUUUGAUAGGAAAAAUAAAGCUCUGAUAGUAGCAGGAAAUUCAGACAAAAUAAGAGUCCUUAAACUGCGGAAACAAUGUGAAACUCAAACAAAAUGAAUAAAUAGGAUACUGUGAUCAUAUAAUGGACAACUAAAUAAAGUUAAGAUUUCUUAAUAUAUAAUACACUUUAUUUUUACUGGCAUAAUGUAAAGUUAGAAAUUUCCUCACAGUCACUAGAUUGCGGAACAAAAAUGAUUUUCUGUUUUAAAUUCAAAGUGUAGAUAAAGCAAGAAAUAUGUUUAUAAACUUUUACUUUGACAAUACAACAUAAGAAUUUUAUUUUUUACUAGGUAUAAGACACCUCCUUUUUCUUCCUUUUUAAAGUCAAAGGUAUAAAUCUUAAUGAUUGUUUAAGUAAAAAACACCCAAAGUGUAUGGAUAUUUUCCAUGAUAUUUUAUUCAAAAAUAAUGUUAUCAACAUGUCAAAUAAUACAGUAUAACACAAGUAAAUAAAUGCGUACAAUAACAACAAUAUCAUACAAUAAUAACAAUAAUGUCUGUGUCAUUACGUAUAUAUAACUAUGCAGUAUUUUAAUCAGGAAUUUUACAUAGUGUCUUAAAGAUCCUUUACACAUAUGGAAAAUAUGUUCUAUAUGCUCUCUACAUAUCGCAUGUAAAUAUAUUGACUUUUGCUUCACAUAGUCAAUUUCAAUUCAUAUUUUAUUCAUAUGGCAUAGGUACAUAUUAGUUCAUUCUACAUUGAUAAAUACAUAGAGGAUAUUCAAGUUUUGUCUAUAAAUACAUUAUUUAUUUUCAUCGAGUGGUAUGAAAAUAAAUAUUUCAUGAGUGGCGGUAGCCACGAGUGAAAUAUGGUAAUUUUCAAGCCACAAGAUGAAAAUAAAUCAUGUAUUUAUAGACAAAACUUGAAUUUUCUGUUUAUUAUAUAUACAUUUUUCUCUUUUUUGACAUUAAAAUUUGAAAGACUUUCCCUUAAAUUUUGUGUACUGGCAGAAUUUAAAAGAAAGUAGUCCGGCAAGACACCAGUGAAAAUACGGAAAAUAUGUUUCACUGCAGUGAAAAAUAAAUUUUUACAGUGAAAAUACGGAAAAUGAAAAUACGCAUUUUAUUUCAUCAAUAUUUCUCAAUAUUUCAUUUGUAAGUAUAUAAUAAAUAUGUAUAUUUACUGUAUAUAUGUAUUGUAUUUAUUUUUUUCUUUAUGUGUGUUUUUUUCUAUAUUGUAAAAUAUGUGACCUAAAAUCAUAUUCCAAAAUGCUUGUUACCUAUGUGUGUACAAGUUAUAAACUUUGUUCUGUUCUGUUCUAUAUUGAAUUUUGAUUCACAUAUUCAAUUGCUAUUCAUAUUUUUAUUCAUAUGGCAUAGGUACAUAUUAUUUCAUUACACAAUGAACAUGUUUGUGUUUGUUGGAUCAAAUAAAUAAAAUCAUUUUACAUUUAAUAAAUAUU
Ruditapes philippinarum (Manila clam) is the source of this 4356-nucleotide messenger RNA. RefSeq lists its product as uncharacterized. Bases 149 to 3010 code for a protein of 953 amino acids. NCBI's taxonomy places the organism in Eukaryota, Metazoa, Mollusca, Bivalvia, Venerida, Veneridae. The transcript is spliced from 9 exons. The record is from RefSeq and is a predicted model, not a curated record.